Messenger RNA from Ctenopharyngodon idella (grass carp), 2959 nucleotides. It is a transcript of the gene htr5ab, whose product is annotated as 5-hydroxytryptamine (serotonin) receptor 5A, genome duplicate b. Gene Ontology annotation, cellular component: plasma membrane. The transcript is spliced from 3 exons. Bases 1029 to 2069 code for a protein of 346 amino acids. The record is from RefSeq and is a predicted model, not a curated record. Gene Ontology annotation, molecular function: G protein-coupled serotonin receptor activity. NCBI's taxonomy places the organism in Eukaryota, Metazoa, Chordata, Actinopteri, Cypriniformes, Xenocyprididae. Gene Ontology annotation, biological process: adenylate cyclase-activating adrenergic receptor signaling pathway.
GACUUUUUUAAGAUUUAAUUAAGCCGCGUGCCCACUUUUAUUUUAUAAUUGCCAGUUUAAUGCGCGCGCUGAUCCCAAAAGGAAUGCGCGAGCUCAGCGAAAAGCUAGACCGAGGGGAAAAAACAGCUGUAACUGAAAUAGGUUUCAGAUUGAACUGAUUAAAUAUUAAUAUAGGUCGCUAUGUGGAACAGAGCGUUAACGUGAUCUAAAUUGCCUCCGUGUCACUGAAACAUAACGUUUGACAACUUUAGUGCAAGACAGGUAGAAAAAAAAAAAAAAGUUUGAGCUAAUCAUCGUGCUCUUGAUCUGUUAUUUACAAUAGUGUACAACUUAUCAAUAUUUUCACGAAUUUCAGGAGUCGGUCAUUGCCUACAGCUUAUAAAGUCCUUAAUAGCCUAUGUGAUUCUUAUAGCUAGAAUACUUCACCGUACUGUAUUGACGCAACACCCCUACGCCACACAUUGGUUCAAUCCACAUGCGGUAUUGAAGAAGCCCUGACUAAAGUAUAGUGUGUUUAGAUGAAGACGGUUUCGGGUGGGCAGAACAGUAGCUUUCGACAAUAUUAAGCUAAUCAAUCCUGCACUUUUGCGGCAUCUUCGUAUUGCUGUUGUGAUUAAGGGAUGAAGGAUGGAGGAUGGCUUAUCUCAUCUUCAGAUGUGUGUCCUGUGAACCUUUAAAUUGCUGAAGGCUAUAAAGUCACGAUUAUCAAUAUGUGCAAUCAUAAUGUCAUCUAUAUUCAGUAUGGCAGCACUUUAAAACACCCACCUUUUCAGUGACCGGCAUACAGAACUGUGAGCUAAAGAACAAUAAGCUCACAAAUUGUAGUGCCAAGAACACAUGACGCCCACUCAGAAAACAAACUCUUGCAAAUAUUUUCAAAUGAAUUAACUUGAAAACAUCCAACAAGAAAAUCAUGCCUGACCUAAAAAAAAGUAAAAAGCAUCCAUUCGCUCUUACAGUGACUUCAUUUAUUUCCACCUUGCCUUUUAAUUAGAGCCAGAUAUCUAUUUGCCCCGUCACAUGCUGCCAUGACUCAACCCAAUGUUACAGUUCUCUCUGCUAAUAUCUCUGGAGGAUCCGAAUUGGGUAAUCUGUACCGCCCAUUUUCUGUGUUCAGUGUUCUCACGCUCACUUUACUGGCCAUGCUAGUGGUGGCCACCUUUGUAUGGAAUCUUCUGGUUUUGGUGACCAUCCUGAGAGUGCGCACCUUCCAUCGUGUUCCCCACAAUCUGGUUGCCUCCAUGGCCAUCUCGGAUGUGAUGGUUGCAGGACUGGUUAUGCCCCUAAGUCUGGUUAGGGAGCUUUACGGUCGUCGGUGGAUUCUGGGUCGGGCCCUGUGUCAGGUCUGGAUCUCCUGCGACGUACUCUGUUGCACAGCCAGUAUCUGGAAUGUGACGGCCAUUGCCCUAGAUCGUUAUUGGUCCAUAACACGCCACCUGGAGUACACGUUAAAAACACGCAAACGAAUAUCCAAUGUGAUGAUCUGCCUCACAUGGCUACUCUCCUCUGUUAUUUCGCUUUCUCCACUUUUUGGUUGGGGUGAGACUUACUCAGAAGACAGCCUGACUUGUCAAGUAAGCCAGGAGCCCUCCUACACAGUCUUCUCCACUUUUGGAGCCUUUUACCUGCCCCUCUGCGUGGUGCUCUUUGUCUAUUGGAAGAUCUACAAGGCUGCCAAGUUUCGCAUUGGCUCUCGCAAGACCAACACCAUCACACCCAUGGCUGAGGUCAUAGAGGUAAAGGAGGCCGAACGGCAGCCACAGAUGGCCUUCACGGUUCGUCACGCAACUGUAUCGUUCCAGACGGAUGGUGAGACAUGGCGAGAGCAAAAAGAGAGGAGAGCGGCUCUGAUGGUGGGCAUCCUGAUUGGUGUAUUUGUGCUCUGCUGGAUUCCUUUUUUCCUUGCUGAGCUCAUCAUUCCACUGUGUUCGUGCGACAUCCCACCUGUCUGGAAAAGUGUCUUUCUCUGGCUGGGUUACUCAAACUCCUUCUUCAACCCACUCAUUUACACAGCCUUUAACAAGAACUACAACAACGCGUUUAGAAAUCUUUUUUCCAGACAGCGAUGAGGAACGGAAAGAACUAUGAAGGAAAUGAAAACCGUCUUCUCACUUCAGAAUCACACAGAAGACAGAAGUGAUAUAAAAGCAAGGCCAUGAAUGCACUGACUCUAACCGCUGUUCCAGGAGGAAGAGAGGAUUGCCAACUCACAUCAAGAAAUUGCAGGCCUACUGAUGUCUCUAGUGAUCACAUCUUCACCUGCUGGUCAUAUAUCUGUCAAUAUAUGCUGGCUGCUGACGUCUUCAUGGUUAGACAAGUUGUCCACUCUCUGUUAAAUCAGCAGUGCUGAGAUAAUGCAAGUGUUCCCUUUAGCAAAACUGAAUCACUGAUUCAGACACUGAACUAACUGUCCGUAUCCCUCACCAUCGCUGUGAACUCUUGAAAAAGAAAACAAUAACUGUUUUCACUGUUCUGAAGGGUGUGAAACAUCAAAGCCAUUUUUGGUCACAAGUAGGCAUAUGUACACUUUAUGAAAAUCUGGCCUAAUUCACAUCCUUUCACUCCUUCCAAAAUGACUUGGCUAAGGAGCAAUUUAUAUUUCCAUCCCAUUUCCUUUCAUUAAAGUCAAGAAAAGAAAGUCGAUGUGCAAAAGAUGAACAAAGGCGAGACAUGAUUUCAGGUAGAGACAUGGUGAAAUUAAGUUACAGACUUGUGUAGAUGAAAGAAAGACUAUUGAACAAAAUAGUGGUUAUAAAUGACCUAAUAAAUGCCUUCGUUUCCAAGCAGCACAUCUCUGAACUUAUGUACAUUAUCAUGAAUGGAUUCAGCUUUCCUCUUUGUAAGCUACCAGUAGCAAAGUAAACUGGAAUAGGGACAUUACAUGGAACGAAAUGUAAACAUGCCUGUAAUUACUCUGUGAUGGGAGCUAUGCUACAAUUAAAUAAAAUAUAUGGAUUGA